Molecule: messenger RNA, 1607 nt
Organism: Girardinichthys multiradiatus
Lineage: Eukaryota; Metazoa; Chordata; Actinopteri; Cyprinodontiformes; Goodeidae
Product: early growth response protein 1-like
Exons: 2
Coding region: 5-1366 (453 amino acids)
Biological process (GO): regulation of transcription by RNA polymerase II
Molecular function (GO): DNA-binding transcription factor activity, RNA polymerase II-specific; RNA polymerase II cis-regulatory region sequence-specific DNA binding
Source: RefSeq, a predicted model, not a curated record
AGAAAUGGCAGCAACCAAAGCAGAGCUACUGCUGUCCGCCCUGCAGAUCUCAGAGCCGCUUUUCGGACACCCGCCACCGCUGUCCCCGCUGGACGGAUACCCGAAGCUGGAGGAGCUGCAGAUGUUUCUGCAGAACGCCGCGUCUGCCGCCGAGGCGGCCGGGCUGCUGGGCGGGGAGCCCAGCGAGUUCGCAGAUUCCCUGUCAGACCUCACAGACCUGCAGAACUUCCCUCCUCUCACCCCUCGCCUCACCCCUCUGGCCUAUAGUGGGCGCUUCAUCUUUGAGCCAUCAGUCUCUUGUGGUGGUGGCAGCAAUCAGUUGGCAGAGCCGCUCUUCAGCUUGCUGUCAGGGUUAGUGAGCAUGGCGGCGACUCCUGCACCCUGCAGCCUCACCACCUCUUCAUCGCCUCCUACAGUGACAUCAUCAGCACCCUCUCAGUCCAGCCUCAGCUGCGGGUCUGCAGACAACACCUCUAUCUUCUCUGCGACACCUUCAUACAUGUCUGCACCAGAAUCAAACCACCUCCUUCCUCCCAGUGACGUCCGGUCUGCCGCCCAGGUCUUCCAGCCGCAGGUCCCGCCACCCGCCUGCAUCCAGCCACCCACCAUGGUGGUCCCCAUGCUGCCGGACUACCUCCUGCCACAGCAGGUAACAGAAGGCGAGGUUGGCCACAGUCAGGACCAGAAGCCAGUGCUGCCACCACUCACGCCUCUUCCCACUAUCAAAGCCUUCUCCUCGCAGUUCCAGCCCCACGGGGCCGCCUGCAGGAACAGGGCGCCCCCAGCAGGGAGGCAGUGCAAAACUCCACCCCAUGAGCGGCCAUACGCCUGCCCUGCUGAUGGCUGCGACCGCCGCUUCUCCCGCUCAGAUGAACUGACGCGCCAUGUGCGCGUACACACGGGACAGAAGCCAUUCCAGUGUCGCAUCUGCAUGCGCAGCUUCAGCCGCAGCGACCACCUGACCACGCAUAUUCGCACGCAUACUGGCGAGAAGCCAUUUGCCUGCGUAGAGUGUGGGCGCAAGUUUGCCCGCAGCGAUGAACGCAAGAGACAUGCCAAGAUCCACCAAAGGCAGCGAGAACGCCGAGUGGACAGGGCCGGCAUCACACCCACCACCAUGUUGACCGUGUCACCCACAGACUCCCUCAUCAUGCAGACCUCUUCCCCCUGCCUCGCCUCUUCAUCUCCCCUCACCAUCCAGACGUCCUCCACGUGCUUCACCUCCUCAUCCUCCUGCUUCACCUCCUCCCUGUCUCAGGUUUACACCACCUCUCCGUCCCCCAACCUCUACCCCUCGUCCUGCUCCUCUCCGAUGGGGAGUCCUCAGUCAGAGCUGCCUUCUCCCCACAGCACCAACAUCUGCUGAUGGAGAGCAGGACCCCGCUGUGGCCCCUGACCGUAGACUUUUAUUUUGGCAGGUUAAAGUCCUGUUCCUGAACUUUUCUGUGCAUACAUGUGGAUACUGUACAUAUGUGAAUGUGCCUGAGCGUGCACAUGGUGUUUUACCUACUGGGUAGGUUAUGGGAUGUUAGUGUGUUUACACGUAGGAUAGUGUUGGAUUUCUCAUUGAACACGAACUACAGAAAUAAAAACCAUUUCAAACCUGA